Messenger RNA from Lymnaea stagnalis (great pond snail), 16474 nucleotides. NCBI's taxonomy places the organism in Eukaryota, Metazoa, Mollusca, Gastropoda, Lymnaeidae. The record is from the annotation of a GenBank genome assembly.
UGCUGCUCCUCACGACUGUCGGCCUUAGACACCUUGUAUGUGUGUCCUGGUUAGUUGCUAAUGGCCGUUAGGCUAGGGCAGCGACUCUAAAUCUGUUGAACCAUUCAAUUCUUCUGAUACCAACAUCUAAACGAGGCCAUUCAAAGCAUAAAAUCAAUAGUGGUCAAUGUCUGGUAAAUGAUAUAAUAUAUUUAUACCUUUUCAGUGAUCAAGACUUUAUAGAUUUGUUAUUAAAUUUGAUGAGACGUUAUUGGAACUUUGAGAAGUGUGUGAAGGGAAUAACUGGUUUUAUUCGAGCUCAGCCAUUGACCCUGCUGUGUAAAAACGUUGCAUAGUCCUCCUGUGUGCUCUGUGCUCACCGAAUCGCCCUGAGGAGAUACAAUGGAUGAACAGGGGGUAAGUGAAAAUGAUACCGAUUAAAAAUAUUUUGGUAAAAGAAGAUUGGCGUCACUCUAUGUGGUUUUAAUUUUUUCUUGAAACUUUGAAUACACGCCCGAAGAUUCUGUUAAAUGUAAGCAACGCCGAAAGGAAAAGAAAAUAUAUUAUAACAAAAUUAAAAGACUCGUUGCUUCCACACAUCUAAAAUAACCUGCACAUACAAGGGGGGGGGGAGUGUUCAUAGAGAGGCGGAGGGGGUGAUCACCGGGCAACAACAAUAUGGCGUGUGAAGAUUGUGUUUUAUUUAUACAUAAUAUUAGCUUCUUAGGAAAAGCGCCCGUUUCAGAGUGUUUGAACUCAAUUGUAUGGUUCACCCUCAGGUGGUGAAACCCUACAGUUGUAAGACCUCCAACAAUCAGAAAUUAUUGUGGUUCCUGGCUGCACUAAUUCUUUAAUUAUUGCCAGGAGGACAUCUUUACCGCGGUUCUCAACAACCCUGAAAAAGAUUUUGUUUGAUCCUCUUUCAAUCCCACCAAAACCUAUUUUCCUUCUACGCGUUUGCCUUUAUGAUACUUCUGCUUGCCGAAAUUUGGAUUCAUCCAUCUCCUCAAUUUUACCCACUCCUCCUAAACUCUCACUCCUCACAACACACGCUUCCAUACAGACCUCGCCACAAAAACUGACCCAGUCUUUUACGGUACCCCGAAAAAUGCUUACUUCUUUUGCAAUAUGUCCCAAAAAAUUUUUCUUAACCAAAAAUGUGUCAAUAACAUGUCACACGUCAAUCUACUGUCACUAAAACACGACCCCUUCCUUAAACUAUGCACAAUAUUGCCAUGACUUUUGUCACCACAUUGCCAUGCAAACCCAUCGGAAGCAUUUGCCCAUGCACACAAGUUCAUACCCUUCUUACAAUGGGCACAUUCGUUUCUAUCUGCAAUGAGACCGGUACUCAUGAGCCAAUCUAUCACACUCCUUUCGCCCUGACUUUCCAGACGAUUCCAAAAACGGGGGUUAAAUUCAGGCUCCAUCUGCAUAAAUUUACCCAAUAUUUAUCUAACUAAAACUGCUGACUGUUACAAACCUAUUCUUACUUAAUAGGUUCGUUGGCUUCGUUGUCUACGGGUUUAUUAUAUACACUUCACAACUAUAAUUCCUAGAUAAAAUAUCUUUAUUCAUCAACUAAUUCCUCAACUGCCAUUACUGUACUCAAAGAACAACACUCCACACCCAAAUCUACAAUAAUAAUACGUCAUAUCCCUUUCACACAAUACGUCACAAGAUACUAAGAAUAACAGAUAAAACAACACACAUAAUCUCAAACCAACACGCAAUCACACUAUACACUCAAGUCCCUAACACCCCACACUUAAUCAAGUUUUCCGAAAGAAACAUGGACGUCGGGUAUACGCGAAACUGCACCCACUGAAUUUGAGGCUCUUCCUCCCCAGAUCCGUCCCCGUUUCUGUCAUUAGCCAUCGACACCCCUCGCUUUUCGGCCCGCCCCUCUUUAACAAAAGGACAGUGUUCGCAACUUUAUAGAAAAAAAUUAGUAAAUAAGAUGAAUAUAAUUUUCAUUAAAUUGUGUCUAGUGAGUUGGGCCAUAGGUAGAUUCUAGUGGCGAGACUUUGCUGGAGCUUACAGUAAACACCUCAAUUAAAAUGAAUUUGGAUUAUUUUGGACAAGGGGGGGGGGUGGUGUUAUAGCAGAUCAUGAUUGCUUUUAUGCCUAAUUUUAGCGCCACCCAGUAUCACAGAUAGGGUAAGUGCCACACUGGGUGGAGUGGGCAGUAUUUGUGCCGCCCCUUUUGUGAUGAAAACUAUUCAGUAGGCAGCGAUUAUUUAAGAAAUUUUUCCCGGGGGGGGGGGGGCGGUGCCAGUUGAUUUAUUGUCGGAAAUUUUUUUCCUCCGGGGGGCACUGGGCUUUACCCGGGGGGGCAUUCGCCCCCCCCCCGAGAUAUAGUUGAAAGAAACCCAGGCAGUAGGCUGCGUCGUUCAUAAAAGGAAAAAGCCCCUCGCCCCACCCUUCUUAUAUCGCUGGCAAUGCCCACCCGAACAUCUCAAAUGCCCCCCUCCUCCCCCUCCCCCUUAGAUCCAGAAUGAAUUCUCUGAAGAAAAAAAAAUGAUCUUAUCUCAUUUACUGAUGCAACGGGGUGCGGGUCUAUUUUCAUGCUUUCGCCACUGGCGCAAGUUUUCCUCGUAACGGCCCUGUUCAUACGAUUCUAUCAUAAAAAUGUGGCAGUAAAUCUCCAUUUGUGCCCCAGGCAAUAUUUUAUAAUGUUGUGUUAAGUGUUUUAACCUAGUAAGUUACACCUCAAAAGGUCGUUGUGCGCACGCCCGCAGAGAUUUCUGAAUUAAGUUAUCCAUUUUGAAAUAAUCCCUUUGGGGCCGGGAGCCCUAAAUUAUUUGUUUCUUACAGGAGAUAUACAAAUAUAAUUUCAACCAGAGCUGUUGCAUGGGUGGAUGGAAUUGAAUCAAAUAAAACUAGUAACAUUUCAGUUCGCGUGUGACACAAUUAGUAGGUUUCUGAAUUAGUACAAACAUGUAACAAUUUUGCGUUUUGGGACCGGGAUGUCUUAAUUGAUUAUACUUUUAUUUUGUGAGCUAUAUAAAUAUAAUUCUAAAAAGAGCUGCAGCAUGGGUGGAUCAAUCGUUACAAGUGUGUGGACUAAAUGUUGAACGGCCAAGCUUCUCACGCGGACAGCUGUAUGUUGCCUGCUCACGCGUCGAAAAACCUAAUUAAUUUAUAUACGCACCAGACUUAAAAAAAACAAAAAAUAUUUUCUAUUUAAAAAUUACUUCAAAAUCAUAAUUAAAUCACCAACACAUUUUUAAAAAAAUUUGAGUGACAUUGCAACGCAUGCCGGGUUCUCGUUAGAGUUAUAUAUGUUUCAAAAGAAUCCGAAAUUAGACUGAUGCACUCAUAUGAUAGAAUGUAUUUUACAUGGAAAUUUAAACGUAACAAGUGUUAAAUUUAGUUACGUCUGUAUCAUCAGCCGUUGUAUAUUAGCUGUUAGUAGUACAAACAUGUGCUUAUGAGCAGGGAACAACAGAUGGUGUGCAUGUACCAUUAACAUAGCGUGGGUAGGGAAACUUAAGUGGUGCACAUGUGUAUUAUUGAGAUCAAGUGGGCAGGGGACAGCAGACGGUGUACAUGUGUACCAUUGACAUCAAGCUACAGAUAAUGCACAUGUUCAAUUUAAAAAAAAAAUGACUAAUUAUAUAUGUAUAUAUUUCAUUUUCCAAACCUCUCCUUUUCCCACCCUUCCUCAUUCUUCUCACCCAAUCACUCACUCUCUCACUCUCUUUCUCUUUCUCUCCCUCUCUCUCUCUCCCUUAGUCUUAAACACAAACACAAACAAACACACACAAACAUACACAAACAGCAACAGACAUCCACACAAUCUGGGCAUUUAGCUAGAUGAUAUUCAUCAACACUGAAUGGUGGCUCAUAAACACUGAAUGGUGGCUCAUAAACACUGAAUGGUGGUUCUUUAACACUGAAUGGUCACUCAUAAACACUGAAUGGUGGCUCAUAAACACUGAAUGGUGGCUCUUAAACACUGAAUGGUGGAUCAUCAACACCAAAUAGUGACUAAUCAAUAACGAAUGAUGGCUCAUCAACACCGAAUGUUGGCUCAUCAAAAUUAAUUGAUGGAUCAUAAACACUGAAUGGGGGCUCAUCAACACUGAAUUGUGGCUCAUCAAUACCGAAUAAUGGCUCAUUAACACUAAAUGGUGGCUCGUCCGCACUGAAUUGCGGCUCAUCAACACCGAAUGGUGGCUCAUCAAACAGAAGAAAACCUUUGACUAGAAAACUCCACUAACCUGCGGCAAACCCCUCCUCACCUCCGUGGUCAACGCUAUGUGUGAAAGCCCAGACAGAAAAAUGCGGACACGUCUUGAUAUUGAGCUCCAUGAAAUUCCAGAAACUCUAGGAACUCCCUGGUUCCUUUGAUGUUCCUUCGGUUUCACUAUCAACUGUCAACCGUCCGUGAAUUUAUGUAGAGUCCUUAUAAGUUUUACCUAAUAUGAUGUGACCAACAAGUUCCUUACCCUAAGAACUUUGUAAAAAUUGUACGAAGAUCCAUUGAGAAGAAGCACAACAGAAAAUUCCAAUGUUUAUGAUUUCCACUUGCUUGUUUUAAUAUGUUCAGCAGGAGCACUGGUGAGAAAGCCACAUAAUAAUCUAAGACUAUAAUGUCCAUGCCUCAUUGCCAAAUGGCAUUGUCACAUAGAAUAGGUUAUACGGAUAUUGGGAUAUUUUUGCUUCACAGCUUCCAAAAAUUAAUAUUGACCAUUUUUGUGUACACAUUCUUAUGUUUUACCACAAAAAUGGUAAUUUUCGGAGCAACUUGAAGCUAUGCUUUUGACUGUAUUGUUUGACUUUGCAUUUGACUGCAUUGUUUUACUUUAGAUUUGACUGUAUUGUUUGACUUUAGAUUAGGACUGAAGUAUUUUCUGAAACAUCAAAAUCCAGUAGGCGCCCAAGGAUUCAAAAGUUUUUUUGUUGUUUUUUUUCCCGGCCAUAAUUUUGAAACUCCGACUUGUGAAUUUUUAAUAACUAAACUAUGACCGCGAAGAAACAGGGAUACAGUUGGAUUAGGAAAUGCUGAAAUUUUGGAACUACUGAUUACAUGGGAUUAUCAGAGAAGUUUUUCUUUAUUGUUAUAUAUAUGCGUUGUAUUUUAUAUAUUUUCAUAUAAUUGUUUUUUUCUGGUGAACGGCCUUAAUCCGACACCAGUUCUCCUGCGUUAGCAUUGGGUGUGGCUUACUCCCUUUGAUCUUCUUUAGCACAAACCAAUCUAUCGCCUGUUUCUAGAGUCGAAUGCGGUAGAACAGUCCCCAUUUGAGUCCCCAUUAUGAUACGCUUUCUGAUCUCGAACCAUCGAUGAAAUUGACUAUAACUACAGCGAAUGGCACACAGCACAGAGCAAAGGCGCAGACAGCUUGAGAGAGUUAUUUUAGAACCCGUGCCGUCUUAAGGCAUGGGCACAGUGGGCACUUGCCCAGGGCCCCACGCUUCUAAGGGGGCCCCUUGCUCCUAGGAGACUCACUCUUAUAAAGGCUUCAUGUUGCAAAUAUUGUUAAUGAAUAGUGAAACGUUUUGGCAAUUAAAUUUGAUUUAAAAAUCAGUGGACAGCACGUUUCCCAGUUUUAGCCCACUAUUUUAUCGGCACGUUCCAAAAUUAAUAUUAUAAAUGCGAAUAACAAGUUGGAUACUUUUAAACUUUUAAAGGGGAAUAACUCUCGUCAACAAGUUUUACUUCUCCUGGAUAUGAAUCGAAAAAUAAUAAAGUUAGUGUAUUUGUCUACAAUCAUGUUAGAUACAUAUUUUGGCCCGGGUGGUAAUAACCCUAGAUACGCCUCUGCUCCGUGGUGAAAUUAGUGGAGAAAAAUCUAUCUUAGCACCAGUUCAAGUGCUACUAAAUUUAAUUAGCAUUAUAUCAGGAAUGUGUAGGUCACCAAUGAAUAAUUCAUAAUUCUUUUAAAAAGUAACUUAAUUUUUAAAAACAGAAAAACAAAACCCAAAAAACAUAAUAAUUUUUCAACAGAAAAAUAUUUGGUAUUCUGUGUCCGAAAAAACAUAUUUAGAUGAUAAAUAGAACCCAACAGUCACCGCAUGUCUGAGCAGUAGGCAGAAAUAUUACAGGCAUUUAGACAUAAUUUGUGCUCACUGUUUCAAGCUCAGCGUAAUUUUCAUCUUGCAUACGGGUAGCUCAAACACAGAGAUCGAUUUUAUUAAUGGCACCAUUUCUAUUGAUCAUUUCUAUUGAUCAUUUCUAUUGAUCAUUUCUAUUGAUCAUUUCUAUUGAUCAUUUCUAUUGAUCAUUUCUAUUGAUCAUUUCUCGAUGUUCGUUUUUAGCAGGGCACGUGUCAGUCUGAAGGGACAGACAAAUCCAUUUUUGUAAAAAUAAUUACCUGUAUCUUUUAAACGGAUCGCUGCUAUUACCAUAGAAAUACUUGUAACCAAAGAAUAUAUUUCUAGGUGUUUAACCCCUUAAUCGGGAAUGAAAGAUUAGUUUUAUAAUUAGAGCACAGAAGAGAAAAAGAGCAGAGGAGACAAGGAAAACGGGUAAACCUGCAAAAUUAACAUCUUGGUUAAAUCCAAUCGAAAUAUCAAUGACUAAUACUGCUCAUCAAAAUAAAAAAGUUUCAUCUACAUACUCUAUUGGACCCAGCCAUCUAGUUCCAGACAAUACCAUAACCUAUUUUCUCUGCUGGGGAAAGUGUAAAAAUUGAGACACACAAAGCUGUGUCAGUGUACGAGAGUCUGUGAUUCAACACACGAAGCUGUGUCAGAAAACGAGAGUGUGUGAUUCAACACACAAAGCUGUGUCAGAAAACGAGAGUCGGUGAUUCACCACGCAGAACUGUGUCAGAAAACGAGAGUGUGUGAUUCUCCACACAGAUCCCGGACUUUGGAAUAUUAAGAACAUUUGUACAGUUGAGUACUGAAUUCGCGGUGGGCCAUCAUUGUGUCAGAAUCAUGACUGUAACCUUUCAAACUCAGGCAGAGCUGGAGAAGAAAGAACCAAGACAAUGUAUUUAUCAAGAAAUAUGUUCAAACGUGAACUGCGGAAUGGCGAGUAUGUAAAACUUGAAUGGCUUCUCUAUUCACCAUACCAAGGUUGUUUGUAUUGUUUUGGCUUCUCUAUUCACCAUACCAAGGUUGUUUGUAUUGUUUUGGCUUCUCUAUUCACCAUACCAAGGUUGUUUGUAUUGUUUUGCGUGUCGUUUAUUUUCCAAAAAAGUAUUUCCCUUUGCUAUAUCAGGAUUUAAGUACUGGAAACAUAACAAUCUAAAUGUAGAACAUGGAAAUGGAGUAGUGCAUCGCAAGGACAUGACUGCAUGUUUUCUUCGACUGAAAGAAGCUAGGCGAAAUCUAAAGAUUGGCAACUCCUGUGUAAAAGAAAGAGCAUAUAGAGCCUUUGUCCGUCCGGUUUUAGAUUAUGCAUCUUCAGCCUGGGACCCAUUUACCUAGAAGAGCAUUGACAGGUUGGAGGCGGUCCAGCGACGAGCAGCACGCUUUGUCCUAAAACGCAACAGGAAUACCUCUAGUGUUGGCAGCAUGCUGGAAAGUCUAGGCUGGUCACCAUUGGAGGAACGACGACGACAAUCCAGGCUCUCCAUGAGGUACAAGAUAAAUAAUGGGCUGGUCCACUGUUCAAGUAUUAAAAAGGAACUCGUCCUUCUCCCCCAUAGACAGCGACGAGGCCAUGACAGGCAAUUCAGGCUCAUACCAGCAAGAAGCCAGUAUAGGAGCUGCUCAUUCCUGCCCAAGACAAUCAGGGACUGGAACAAGCUUUCAAAAGGAACAGUUGAGGCAACAACACUAGACACAUUUGAGUCUAUGGCCUCAAGCCUUCAAACCCCUAGUGCAUGAUUCCCUCACAAAGUGGCACUGGAAAUCAGUGAAAUUUCCUCGUCAACACCAGGCACAGAAACAUUGCAAAUCCCAUCUACAUGCAUAGGAGCCAAAAUGAUCAAUAAAUUUAUCGUGGGCCCUUAAGAUAUAGAAGAAGAAGAAGGUGUUUAGGUCCUUUAUUAAUCAAAGACCACAGGUCAAAACAGAAGCACUGGCAUCAAGUUCUGACUCGUGGGGUUUAUGUCGUUUGCUUGCUUGCCUCCAGAGGAUUGGGUCAAACUAUUGGGUCAGUAAACUAUGGACAUUCUUUAGGUAUUUUAGAGCUGCUGAGCGAAUUUAACCCUUUUUUGGAAGAGUAUCUAAAACUGAAUGGAAAUGCUGGAAAGGGUAACACAUCAUAUCUGUCGUCAAAUAUUUGAGAAAAAUUUAUUGAUCUAAUGGGGCAACAUGUCCUUUUUGCUAUUCUCGAAGAAAUGAAAGAGUCAAAGUAUUAUUCAGUAAGUUAUGAUUCCACUUCAGACAUUUCUCACAUUGAUCAACUGUCAUUUACGGUUCAGGAUAUUCGAGGGUGUAAGUCUGUGGAAUUUUUUUCAAGUUAAUUUCCAUAUUUUCCCAUGGAGCAAAGGAUCUAACAGACACUGUUGUGUAUCAAAGGAUCAAACAGACGCUUUUGUGUAUCAAAGGAUCUAUUAGACACUGUUGUGUAUCAAAGGAUGAAACAGACACUGUUGUGUAAUCUAAGGAUCUAGCAGACAAUGUUGUGUCUCAAAGGAUCUAACAGACACUGUUGUGUAUCAGAGGAUCAAACAGACGCUUUUGUGUAUCAAAGGAUCUAACAGACACUGUUGUGUAUCAAAGGAUCUAACAGACACUGUUGUGUAAUCAAAGGAUCUAGCAGACAAUGUUGUGUCUCAAAGGAUCAAACAGACGCUUUUGUGUAUCAAAGGAUCUAACAGACACUGUUGUGUAUCAAAGUAUCAAAGGAUCUAGCAGACAAUGUUUUGAAUUUCCUGAAUGAGAACAAAAUUCCGCCUUCAAUUUGCCGUGGUCAAUCGUAUGACAAAGCUUAAAAUGUAUAUGUCUGGACGCUACACUGGAUUGCAAGCACGAGUUUGCCGUGUAUGUCCCUUGUGCCGGACACAGCUUGAACUUAGCGGGGUUAAAAGCAGCAGAGUGUUGUCUACAAGUUGGACAAUUCUUUGACUUUGUUCAGCGCCUAUAUACCAUUUUCCUUACUUCUACACAUCGAUGGAAUGUUCUGGUAUCUUCGCUAGGAAAAUCUCUCGUUGUCUUAAAGCAUCUGUCUGACACAAGAUGGUCGGCACAUUUUGAUGCCGUCAACGUUUCAAAAACAAAAUACAAGAUGCUCUGGACUCUGUAUCAGCUGACUCUGGACUCUGUAUCAGCUGACUCUGGACUCUGUAUCAGCUGACUCUGUAUCAGCUGACACUGAUGAGGAAAAGAAAAAACGAGGCGUGAGGCAAAAAAAACACCAAAGUAAUAAAAUGGAGAACCUGAUAAUUUAUCAUCAUCAGCAACAACUGUUUGCACCACCCUCUCCCCCUCAAUUGCUUGAGGAUGGGGCGAGUGCCCCACUUCGCCCCCCUUCUAACAACCCUGGUGUGUUGUGUUGCUGGGGGCCCUAGAGCAUUGCUGUGCCCAGGGCCCCCUAUGUUCCAUAGAUGGCCCUGUUUAGAACAUUUGCGUGCUUUGUUUACAGUAGACUUCCUUUCAUUAUUUUUACCUCUUUGCACAUUGUGUUUUUUUAUUAGACAUUGUACUGAUACCAGUCACACAAUAUCCUGUAAGUCAAUAUUUUUUAAUUAUAUUUCUUUUUGACUGUUGUACUUUAUUAUUAAUUUAAUAAGACUUAUGAAUUGUUCUUAGCCCUGUUUCGAGUAUCGUAUUCUCUGUUAUUGUUUUUAUCAUUUAUCGUCUUUUGUUAUGCACUCUUUUGGAACGAGCCAUAGAUGUAACUAGGAGAUUAAUUUCUCCCUACUGAUAACAGUGCGUAACAGUACUCUCGCAACAAUUUCCUGAUUUUUCAGUGAAGCAAUAAAUUAACUAGUCUACAGAGAAAAGAUUAGUCCUGUAUCAAAGCGUGAAGGCGAAGGUCAACAGCUAUGCACUUGAAAUAAAUGUGCCAUUACCUAGCUAUCCAUAUUAUUGAAAGACUCUAUCUGUAUCUCACCAAAUGGUAAGCAAAGAUUACCCAAUGAUUGUCUCUACUAUAUUUAUAGUUUAAAAUUUUAUUUAUCUAUGUCAAGUAUAAAUACAUUCAGAGUUUUGACUAAACUUACCAUACAGAACGGUUUGACAAAGAUCGUCCCGUUUUGAAAACCUUUCCCGGGCAUCACGGCUGAUUUUGUACUAUACCCUGGUUAGGCCAGAUUGGUAAUAUGUCUCCGUUUGGUCGGUUAGGUAAUAUGUCCCCGUUUGGCCAGUUUGUUAAUAUGUCCUCGUUUAGCCAGUUUGGUAAUAGGUCCCGGUUUGGCCGAUUUGGUAAUAUCUCCCAACUUGGCAGUUUUGGUAAUAUGUCACGGUUUUGUAAUAUGUCCCGUUUGGGCAGUUUGGUAAUAUAUCCCGGUUUGGCCGAUUUGGUAAUAUGUCCCCGUUUGACGGGUUUUGUAAUAUGUCCCGCUUUGGUAAUAUUCCCCGUUUGACGGGUUUUGUAAUAUGUCCCGCUUUGGUAAUAUUCCCCGUUUGGCCAGUUUGGUAAUAUGUCCCCGUUUGGCCAGUUUGGUAAUAUGUCCCGUUUGGGCAGUUUGGUAAUAUAUCCCGGUUUGGCCGAUUUGGUCAUAUGUCCCCUUUUGGCGGGUUUUGUAAUAUGUCCCGGUUUGGUAAUAUGUCCCCGUUUGGCCAGUUUGGUAAUAUGUCCCGGUUUUGGUAAUAUUCCCCGUUUAGCCAGUUUGGUAAUAUUCCCGGUUUGUCGAGUUUUGUAAUAUGUCCCGGUUUGGUAAUAUCUGCCCGUUUGGCCAGUUUGGUAAUAUGUUCCGGUUUACCGGUUUGGUAAUUAUGUCCCCGUUUGGCCAGUUUGGUAACAUGUCCCGGUUUGGUAAUUAUGUCCCCGUUUGGCCAGUUUUGUAAUAUGUCCCCGUUUGGCUAGUUUGGUAAUAUGUCCUGGUUUGGCCGAUUUUGUAAUAUGUCCCCGUUUGGCCAGUUUUGUAAUAUGUCCCCGUUUGGCCAGUUUUUUUAAUAUGUCCCCGUUUGGCCAGUUUUGUAAUAUGUCCCCAUUUCCAUCACAAUUUUUAAAAUUAAAAGAAUCUAUUUUCCCGGCUAUAUUAUAGAGUCUUGUAAGCAUUGUCAACAUCAGAACUUGGUUUCCAUAAAAUGCUAUAUUUAUUGUUACUAAGCUAAAAUUGUAUGCGUAGGGACAUAAAGAACGUCAAGUAAAGACCACCAGGUGCGUCAUGCUAUUUGUACCCCCCCCCCCCCCCCCCUGUCAAUCUUUCGGAAAUCUCAGAGCCUCCAGCCCCCACCGCCACUUUUUUUUUCUUUAGAGCACGUCACACUUUUGAUUAUAUAUAUAUAUUUUAAACUUCAAAUUAAACUUUAAUCUAAAAUACACUUACAAUUAAACUAGGCAAUGUAUGAAAGUGAAAUCUUAUGUCCAAACCUAUCUGUCACAUCAGACACUUAACAUCACUGUCAAUUAUACGUUUUAGUUUGCGUGCUAAAAAAAAAAAUUACACAAUGUUUGACGUCACACAAGAUCUUUACCCCACCCUCACCUCGGUGCACAAAUUGUCAGACUUUCGUAGACCCCCCCACCUCCUUUUUCCCGGAGCGCGGACGGCCCCCAAGAAAAGACCGCCAGGUUCUAAGCCAAAAACUAAUAUGGUAUGAUUAGUUUUGUUCAUAGAUGGUAUAAAUGUAUUUAAAAAAAAAAAUUAUCUUAAUUCUUCUUGACAUUUACAUCUAGAUCUAAAUCUCUUUCUUUAUCAUUUCUACAGCCUCGUCGAUUGAGAGAGUUAUUUCGGGGUCGCUUCAGACAGGAAGAGGCAAUCAGGCUCAUUCAACAGCUAGGGGGCGUGGCGGAGGCAGCUGAUUUUAUUUUUAAUAGUAGGUAACCUUAUUGAAAUAAUGUUUAGAGAUUCAUAAAUGGGUGACGAGAGGUAGGCUGACCAGACGUAGGCUAGCGAGACUUAGACUGACCAGAAUUAGGUUAACGAGACUUAGGCUGACGAGAAUUAGGCUGACAAGACGUAGGCUGACCAGACUCUGGCUGACCAGACUUAGGCUGACCAGACGCCAGACGUAGGCUGACCAGAUGUAGGCUGACCAGAAGUAGACUGACUAGACUUAGGUUUACUAUAAUGUUGACAAAAUAAUUUAAAAAGUUGAUGUUGAUGAUUGAAUCUAAAUUUUAUUAGAUAAAUUCAAUGCACAUUUCACAGAGCCACCACUUGAUCCCUACAGCCCCUGCUGCGGGGGUAUCGGAUAUUUGAGAUAAAAUUAGAUUAAAAUUGGAUUAUUUUCUUAUCCGAAUAAGUGAAAAAUUUUUUUGUAUUACAAUGUGCCUAAUUUGUUUUUCGUUCUAUUAUUACUUGCGUUGUGAUGUCAUCGUUGUUGUAUUGUUACAGUUGCAUCCCCGUUGUUGUCAAUACUUGGGGCCGGUGGUUCUCGCGUUGAGAUGUGAGAGGCCAUGUUGUUUUACCUGUAGCUCGUCAUCACAAUCUCGACAUCAAGCUGAACAGAGGCGUUAGCUUUAUGUGUCUUCGUCAAAGUAUUUCUCAACGUAACAGCUUGUUUCUUUGACUUGUUGGCGCUGAUAUUUGGUGUUACUUCCUCUGUUCACAACAUUUUUGUGUGUAUAAUUUUAACAACGCCCUAUAUCUUAUAUUUCAUUGUUGUAUAGAUUAUUGCAAAUAAAAAUUAUAUAUAUAUUUGUAUAAAUGGUAUCAAUUUACAUGCUGAAGCAGGGUGCAGCUCAGCACCAGUGUUAAAGACACUGUUGGUGUCAUCAAUGAUAUGAAUAAGUCUGAAACGUCCAUGUCCAUAGACCUACCAAUAAAGACAGACAAUACUACUCAGUCUGCUUAAAACAUGACACAGACAGAAAUGCUGCUUUGUGGACUGUAUAAGAAGCUUUGGUCAGUCGUCAGCUGCAUAUAAUGUACCGCUAUUGUCUACACCAGUGGUUCUCAAAAAUGUUUGCACCGGUAUCGUGCUGAGAAUUCACUUAACAUCGCAUGCAGUGGAGAAAGAUCGUUCGGUCAUUUAAAAUGAAAACAAAACUCUUCGUUGAGGUCAGCCACUCGCCAGGUCGAUUGGCAAAAUUAACUCUUUUAAAUAUCCAGUCAGAAAUAUUGACAAGUCUUGACUUUCAUUGUGUCAAUGUUUGUUUCUUUAAAUUGAAAGCGUAGCAGAAAGAAUGUUAAAUUCGUUGACCAUAUUAUAGUAAUUACUACAUCUUUUUAAUUCUUUCGCAUUUUUAGUUUUUUUUCCCCUUAUUUUAUAUUUAAAAUAUAUAUAUGUAUUGUUUUACUGUGGUUACAUGUGUUGUUUUCUUUGGUUAUGUCCUCACCAGUCCUCCCUGAGGACAUUAGUCCCGCCCUGAGUGCAGUUAUCAGGGAAAAAUUAGUCUGAAAAAGUAUUUUAAAACAUUUUAAUAAAACAUUUCAGAUGACCCAGCAGAAAUUAACCGGAUACUUAACAGGGUAGGUAAGAUAACAAUUUUAUUCAGGGUAGAGAAUAUUUUGGCUUCACUGGUCAUCCUUUCUCUGGUCAUUCUUUCUCUGGUCAUCUUUCUCUGGUCCUCCUUUCUCUGGUCAUCCUUUCUCUGGUCAUCCUUUCGCUGGUCAUCCUUUCUCUGGUCAUCCUUUCUCUGGUCAUCCUUUCACUGGUCAUCCUUUCUCUGGUCAUCCUUUCUCUGGUCAUCCUUUCUCUUAGUAAAUUAAAAGACGCGGUGUAGUAAUUUAAACAAAAUAUACAAUAAGGUAUACUCACUGGUAGAGAUUAUAUAAUGUAUACUGCAUGGUAGAGAUUAUAUAAUGUAUACUGCCUGGUAGAGAUUAUAUAAUGUAUACUGUCUGGUAGAGAUUAUAUAAUGUAUACUGCCUGGUAGAGAUUAUAUAAUGUAUACUGCCUGGUAGAGAUUAUAUGAUGUAUACUGCCUGGUAGAGAUUAUAUAAUGUAUACUGCAUGGUAGAGAUUAUAUAAUGUAUACUGCCCGGUAGCGAUUAUAUAAUGUAUACUGCCUGGUAGAGAUUAUAUAAUGUAUACGGCCUGGUAGAGAUUAUGUAAAGUAUACUGUCCGGUUGAGAUUAUAUAAUGAAUACUGCCUGGUAGAGAUUAUAUAAUGUAUACUGCCUGGUAGAGAUUAUAUAAUGUAUACUGCCUGAUAGAGAUUAUAUAAUGUAUACUGUCCGGUUGAGAUUAUAUAAUGUAUACUGCCUGGUAGAGAUUAUAUAAAUGUAUACUGCAUGGUAGAGAUUAUAUAAUGUAUAGUGCUCGGUAGCGAUUAUAUAAUGUAUACUGCCUGGUAGAGAUUAUAUAAUGUAUACUGCCUGGUAGAGAUUAUAUAAUGUAUACUGCCUGGUAGAGAUUAUAUAAUGUAUACUGCCUGGUAGAGAUUAUAUAAUGUAUACUGCCUGGUAGAGAUUAUAUGAUGUAUACUGCCUGGUAGAUAUUAUAUAAUGUAUACUGCAUGGUAGAGAUUAUAUAAUGUAUACUGCCCGGUAGCGAUUAUAUAAUGUAUACUGCCUGGUAGAGAUUAUAUAAUGUAUACGGCCUGGUAUAGAUUAUAUAAAGUAUACUGUCCGGUUGAGAUUAUAUAAUGAAUACUGCCUGGUAGAGAUUAUAUAAUGUAUACUGCCUGGUAGAGAUUAUAUAAUGUAUACUGCCUGGUAGAGAUUAUAUAAUGUAUACUGCCUGAUAGAGAUUAUAUAAUGUGUACUGUCCGGUUGAGAUUAUAUAAUGUAUACUGCCUGGUAGAGAUUAUAUAAAUGUAUACUGCAUGGUAGAGAUUAUAUAAUGUAUAGUGCCCGGUAGCGAUUAUAUAAUGUAUACUGCCUGGUAGAGAUUAUAUAAUGUAUACUGCAUGGUAGAGAUUAUAUAAUUUAUACUGCCUGGUAGAGAUUAUAUAAUGUAUACUGCCUGGUAGAGAUUAUAUAAUGUAUACUGCAUGGUAGAGAUUAUAUAAUUUAUACUGCCUGGUAGAGAUUAUAUAAUGUAUACUGCCUGGUAGAGAUUAUAUAAUGUGUACUGCCUGGUAGAGAUUAUAUAAAGUGUUAGGUAUCAAGUAAUGAAAGUGAAUUACCUCUUCAAAAAAAAGAGUAAUCUUUGAAUCGUUUAAUAUCUAUUAAUAAAUCAUUUGGUAAAACUAACAAUUUGCUCUGAGUGUAUGGUUGAUAUUUUCCAAAUAGAGCGAUGAUUAUAUUGAAACUCUCCGCGCGGAGUCGGAGAUGUUAAACAUUCGCUUAGUAGAGGAACUUGAAAGCGACUCCGCGGACCACUUAUUUGCUUGUCAACCCUGUGAAAGAAGUUGGUGGAAGAGAGUGCCGAAUCGAAAGAAGGUGCUGUUUGUUUAGUUUAGAUCGAAUAAUAUUUCAUAAGAGCUUACUUUUGCUUUAGCACGGCAUUUAUUUUAAGUAACUAUUGUUUUUAGCCAGAACAAGAUGUGUAUCGAAUAGAAUCAUACUAGGAGCAGUAACGCCACUAACAUUCAGAAACACUGUUAAGUAAUUUAUCACAUUCUGAAAAUUAAGCCUCUCUCUGUUACAGUUAGUUGUAGAGUAAAUUAACUGGCUGCGGCCUUGACCCCUUCAUUCACAGGUGUCUAAAUGUUACAAGUGUCAUCAAAAGUAUGAGCCGAUUCCACGACACCUGGAAUGGGGCCUGGGAGUCUUUAAUUGCCCAAACCAACAUUGCCGAAAUGAGUUUAAGUUAGUUUCUUUACAAUGAAACUGUAAUAUCUUAAAAUAUUUUAAAUGAUUUGACCAAUUUCAAUAUUAAUUUUAAAUUAAUCAUUGUUUUGUAUGCCGGGAGAAUCAGGUAAAAAGUAAGUUAAUCAUCUGUACUUCAUAUUAUUACUUACUUAUGUUCGUUUUAUCAAAUUGAUUAUCAUACUAAUAAAACACAAGCUAAAAUUAUCAGAAAUGUGUAAAUACGAAGUCAAUGUUAACUGAAUGGUCUUAAUAGAGUUCGUGGUUCGAUGAAACUAGUUUCUUAAUGUCAUUAUAAAUCAAGUUAGAUGGAACUCGUUUGAAACUGUCAUUAUAAACCAGGUUAGAGGGAACUAGUUUGACACUGUCAUGAUAAACCAGGUUAGAUUGAACACGUUUGACACACUCAUGAUCAACCAGGUUAGAUGGAAAUGGUCAUGAUAAAUCAGGACGCCGUUACUUAGUUUAUCAGAUUGUCAUAUUUUCAAAUAAAAAGUUAUAGUUUAAAUGAUCUGACAAGCGGCUAUAGAUUGUGUACAACACUUCAUAUUUCAGUAGAUAUAUUUUAGGCUUUUAGGCAGUUAUUGUGCUGGGAGUGAACAAUUUGUGUAAUAUAUAUCUUCUAAAAAAACUCUUUUAUUUCAUUCAGGGGCAAGGCAACUAUGGGUAUGACAAAAAGCAUAUGCCAUAAAUGUAACUAUCUUGUCAAAGUUGACCACAUAUUGCCACCGAAAAAGGGGCCUAAGAUGGAGCCUAAAGACAAUCACAACUGUAACGGGAUCAACUGCUUCAGCCCCAAUCCCCCUGAUGAUAGGUACAAGUCAUUUUUUUUUACUUGCUAG